This is a messenger RNA of Mercurialis annua (annual mercury), 942 nucleotides long. RefSeq lists its product as uncharacterized. The transcript has 3 exons. Lineage: Eukaryota; Viridiplantae; Streptophyta; Magnoliopsida; Malpighiales; Euphorbiaceae. The record is from RefSeq and is a predicted model, not a curated record. The coding region runs from base 161 to 514 and encodes 117 amino acids.
AAGUUGAUUAGAGAGGAGUGAUGAGUGGCCCGGGCAACAUACAGCAUUGGGCUUAGGCUAAUCUGCUACUUCCAUUCUAUUGGGCUAAUUUCCUUUUGAUCUUGAAAUUACAGCUUCUACAGCUCCAAUCAUUCUCCGCUGUGUAUUAGAGCCGAAAAAGAUGGCAGCAGCAUCGUUUAGAUGGAUACUACAGUUACACAAGGACGUACCAAAAGCAGCUAAUUUCUACUCACAAGGAUUAGAUUUCACCGUCAAUGUCUGCACUCAUCGCUGGGCCGAACUUCAUUCCGGCGACCUUAAGCUUGCCCUCAUGCAAUCUCCCAAUGAUCAUGUUAUGCAGAAGGGAUAUUCUUCUAUGCUAUCGUUUGUGGUGACUGAUAUUAACACUACGGUCACAAAACUGAUGGCCUUAGGUGCUGAAUUAGAUGGUUCAAUCAAGUAUGAAUACCAUGGAAAGGUUGCGGCCAUUCGCUGCUUAGAUGGCCAUGUACUAGGCCUCUAUGAGCCUGCAUAAGGCCUCGAGAUACAAGACAUUUUCAAUGACAUCUCGUGGUGGUAUGUACUGUCUACUCUUUCGCAGACAUUGAGAAAACAUAGGAAACCUCUCCUUUCGUUGGAUUUCCCUCAAUAAUUGAUAGUGUUUGGUCAUCCAGAUCUAUUAAAGCUGUGCAGAGGGUGUAUAGCGUUGGACCUGAAAACAAGCCAAAAUGGUGGUUAGUAUAAAUUAUUGGAGAGUGAAAAGGUUCAAACUCGUUUCUUGAUUACCUGUCAUGUAAAUUGGGUAUUGUUUGUCAUGCAUAUCUCCAAGAAUUGACAAGAAAUCCUUUUUAGAUUGUUUUGGUAGCACAUUUGCUCUUUCUUGCCUGCUAGUUGAAUUGUCAUCUUGUACCUUUGCAACAAAUAACUGAUUGAGAAUCUUUAAUAAACUAAUUUAUGAGCUUC